GUUUUUCCGGGUCAGAGGUAAUCAUACACGUGAGGAAAACAGACUGGAACUGGAGCCAGCGUGAACCACAUCUUUGUACAGAUGUUGAGUUUGUGCUUGUGCCCCAUGGUGGUCAAGAUGGACGGGAAGGUGAAGAAGCAGCAGAAGCGCCACCAGCAGAAGCACAGUGGACCCAAAGCAGAGAAAAAGAAGCUGAAGAAGCAGGAAGGCUCCAAUGAAGAAGAUGAACGCAAACGCAACCCCAAAGCUUUCGCAGUUCAGUCUGCAGUGCGCAUGGCCAAGACCUUCCACAGGGCCCAAGACAUAAAAGCCAAGAAACACCACAUCCCACUAGUGGACCGGACACCGCUGGAACCCCCCCCAGUGGUCAUAGUUGUAGUGGGACCCCCAAAAGUGGGAAAGAGCACCCUGAUCAGAUGCCUGAUCAAAAACUUCACCAGGCAGAAACUUGGGGACAUCUGUGGACCUGUGACCAUCGUCUCUGGUAAAAAGCGUCGGCUGACUUUUAUUGAGUGUAACAAUGACAUAAACACCAUGAUUGACCUGGCAAAGGUUGCAGACCUGGUUUUGAUGCUGAUUGAUGCCAGCUUUGGUUUUGAGAUGGAGACCUUUGAGUUCUUAAACAUCUGCCAGGUCCACGGCUUCCCUCGUAUUAUGGGUGUUCUCACCCACCUGGAUGCCUUCAAGAACAACAAGACGCAGCGCAAAACAAAGAAGAACCUCAAACAUCGCUUCUGGACUGAGGUCUACCAGGGAGCCAAGCUGUUCUACCUGUCUGGUAUGGUGUACGGAGAAUAUCAGACUCAGGAGGUGAAGAACCUGGGUCGGUUUAUCUCUGUCAUGAAGUUUCGUCCUCUGGUGUGGCAGACCUCCCACCCAUAUGUUCUGGCUGAUCGUAUGGAGGAUCUGACUGAUCCUGAGAAGGUGAGGACGGACCCUAAAUGUGACCGGACUGUGUCCCUCUACGGCUACCUGCGAGGGACAUAUUUGAAGAACAAAGGCCAGGUCCAUAUUCCAGGUGUUGGAGACUUUCAGGUGUCAGAUGUCAACUGUCUGCCAGACCCGUGUCCACUUCCAGACGUUCAGAAGAAGAGGGGGCUCAAUGAGAAGGAGCGUCUGCUCUACGCCCCCAUGGCCGGCGUCGGGGGGGUGGUGUACGACAAAGACGCCGUCUACAUAGACCUUCCCGCCAGCCACGUCAAGCAGCAGGAGGAGGAGGUCCGUCCCACCACAGAACUGGUCCAGUCUCUCAUUGACACACAUGCGACUUUGGAUGCCAAGAUGGCCGCCAGUAAGGUGUCUCUGUUCAGCGGCUCGGCCACAUUGGAUUCUACAGACGUCAACGAGCAGAACGGGGAGGAGGAGGGUCUCCACGAGCAGAGGGUCUGGGAUCCCAAGAUUCAGAGAGAGAGGAGGAAAGUGGUUUUUACUGAAGAGAAGGAAGACGAUGACAACAGCGGUUCCAGUGAUGAAGAUGAUGACAGUGAAGAAGUGGAAGAAAGUGGAGGGGAGGAGGAGCAGGAAGUAGAUGAAAACCCUGACGAGGACGCCCUGUCAACAUUUCUGAAAGAGGCCAGAUCACAAUGUAACGAGAAAGAAAGGGGCGGAGCUCCACCAGUGAAGAAACAGAAACUGGAGGAGGAGAUCGCUGAGGUUCCUGUGUUUGCAGACAGUGAUGAUGAGCUGGAGAAAAGUGAGGAAGAGGAGGAGGAAGAGGACACGGGAAGAGCAGGAGACUCUGGACACUGCUCUGAGGAAGAGGAGGAGGAAGAUGAGGAGGAUAGUGAUGAAGAGUCAGGGGAGGAAUCAGAGGGAAAGGAUGAUGAAGCUGCAGAGAGUGAGGAAGAGGAGGAAGAAGAGGAGGAGGAAAUGGAGGAGGAUGGGGCACUGUGUUGGAAGGAGGGUCUGCAGCAGAAGGCAUCAGAAGCGUUUCUACGACAACAACAAGCUGCCCCCAAUCUACGCAAAAUGGUUUACGGUUCAGUUGUAGCAGCAGAUGAUUCUGAGGAGGAGGAGGAGGAAGAACUGGGUGGUCUGUUUCGAGUUAGCCGCCCUCAGAAGAGUAAAAAGACACAAGCUAAUGCACUGGACUGCUCCCAUUUCAAAGCAGAUCUGUCCCAUAACUGGGAUCUAGAAGAGAUGCUGAACUCCAUCAGAGACUGUUUUGUUACAGGGAAGUGGGAGGAAGGCCAAGACGCUGCUACACUGCUGAAGGAGGACGAGGAGCUGUACGGUGACUUUGAGGAUUUGGAAACAGGACAAGUCCAUAAGAGCCACAGUGGACGACAGGAUGAGGGCGAGCAGAACAGUGAGAACGAUGAAGACGAUGAUGCCGAAGAGACUCAGGUGAAGGUGGAGGACGAGGAGGUCCAGAAGAACAAGCGUCUGGAGAAGAAACGCAGGCUGAAGGAGCGUUUCGAUUCGGAGUACGACGACGGAGAAGCCACCUACUUUGACGACCUGAAGGAGGAGAUGCAGAAGCAGGCUGAGCUGAACAGGGCUGAGUUUGAGGAUAUGGACGAUGAGACCAGAGUGCAGUACGAAGGCUACAGACCUGGCAUGUACGUCCGAAUAGAGGUCCCCUCUGUGCCCUGUGAGUUUGUGUCCAACUUCGAUCCUCAUUAUCCCGUCAUUCUGGGAGGCCUGGGCUCCAGCGAGGGCAAUGUUGGAUAUUUACAGAUGCGGCUGAAGAAGCACCGCUGGCACGACCGCAUCCUGAAGACCCGCGACCCCCUCAUCCUGUCCUUGGGCUGGCGUCGCUUCCAGACCAUUCCCCUGUACCACAUCGAGGAUCACAACGGACGCCACCGCCUGCUCAAAUACACGCCACAGCACAUGCACUGUGGCGCUUCCAUCUGGGGUCCAAUCACACCCCAGGGCACCGGUUUUCUGGCCGUACAGUCAGUAACAGGAACUAAAACUAACUUCCGUAUUGCAGCCACAGGAGUCGUUCUGGACCUGGAUAAAUCAGUGACCAUAGUGAAGAAGCUCAAACUCGUUGGUUACCCUUACAAAAUUUUUAAGAACACCUGCUUCAUUAAGGGAAUGUUCAACACAGUGCUGGAAGUGGCCAAAUUUGAAGGGGCUUCGAUCCGAACAGUGUCAGGUGUGAGAGGUCAGAUAAAGAAGGCUCUGUCUACACCAGCAGGAGCGUACAGAGCCACGUUUGAGGACCGGCUGCUCAUGAGCGACAUCGUGUUCCUCCGUUCCUGGUAUCCGGUGGUCGUUCCUCAGCUGUACAACCCCGUUACGUCUCUGCUGCUGCCGGUGGGUCAGAAGGACAGCUGGGCAGGUAUGAGGACUGUGGGCCAGCUCAAACACGACCUGGGAAUCCGCAACAAACCCAACACAGACUCCUUGUACAAGCCGGUGGUCCGAACCCAGAGACGCUUCAACCCCCUCCACAUCCCAAAGGAGCUGCAGAAAGCCCUGCCCUUCAAGAGCAAACCCAAGCAGCAGCAAAGCAGAGGAAAGACCCCCAGAGACCUGCAGAGGCCAGGGGUGAUCCGAGAGCCCCACGAGAGGAAGGUCAUCGCUCUCCUUCAGGCUCUCAGUACAAUCAACAACUAUAAGAAGAAGAAAGCCCACACAGUGCAGCACUCCAAACACAAGGAGUUCCUGCAACAGAAGACCAAACAGGAGGAGGCCAAGAGUAAACGACAGAAGGAGCUACGAAAAAAACUGUACCGAGCCAUGGACCAGAAGGACCAGAAGAGGAGCAGGUCCAGCUUGAAAGGGGCACCACAGGAGAGCUGAGGAGCAGGUCCAGCCUGAAGGGGGCACCGCAGGACGACUGAGGAGCAGGUCUGGCCUGAAGGGGCGCCUCAGGAGGACUGAGGACCUGAAGGGGGCGCCGCAGGAGGACUGAGGAGCAGGUCCAGCCUGAAGGGGGCGCCGCAGGAGGACUAAGGGACUGGAUACGAGGGCAGUUUUAUUCUGUUAUAGAUAGAGGAAAUAUGUCUGUAAAGCUGGUUUUAAUAAAACAGACAUGAGUUCACCUCAGUCAUCCCAUCUGAAGCAGCCUGUUUCAUACAGACAGAUUUACCUUCACACCGUCGUCAUC
Sphaeramia orbicularis (orbiculate cardinalfish) is the source of this 4063-nucleotide messenger RNA. RefSeq names its product BMS1 ribosome biogenesis factor (gene bms1). The transcript has 23 exons. Gene Ontology annotation, cellular component: 90S preribosome; nucleus. Gene Ontology annotation, biological process: ribosome biogenesis; maturation of SSU-rRNA from tricistronic rRNA transcript (SSU-rRNA, 5.8S rRNA, LSU-rRNA); endonucleolytic cleavage of tricistronic rRNA transcript (SSU-rRNA, 5.8S rRNA, LSU-rRNA). The coding region runs from base 82 to 3756 and encodes 1224 amino acids. The record is from RefSeq and is a predicted model, not a curated record. Lineage: Eukaryota; Metazoa; Chordata; Actinopteri; Kurtiformes; Apogonidae. Gene Ontology annotation, molecular function: U3 snoRNA binding; GTPase activity; GTP binding.